Ilex paraguariensis (yerba mate) is the source of this 1284-nucleotide messenger RNA. The record is from the annotation of a GenBank genome assembly. Lineage: Eukaryota; Viridiplantae; Streptophyta; Magnoliopsida; Aquifoliales; Aquifoliaceae.
AUGGCUCUUACGAUGACUAUAGUUUUGCUUGUGCCUCUUGAUUUUGAGAUUGGCGAAUCUAGGAAGGUUUCAUCGGUGGCCGAUUAUUCGGUGGAUGUCGAAAAUGAGGUGGGUGAAAUCAAAGUGCAUUUGGGGAAAUCAGAGAGAGAUUGUCGAAUCUGUCAUCUGAGUUUGGAGAGUACUGGUCCUGAGUCUGGGAUUGCCAUUGAAUUGUGUUGUUCUUGUAAGGAUGACUUAGCAGCAGCUCAUACGCAUUGUGCUGAUACUUGGUUCAAGAUUAAGGGAAACAAAAUGGCUUCGUAUCAAUUCCGCAACCAGCCGAAUCAGGCCUACAAUCCCUUCUCUAAAAGUGAAAUCCGCCAUAGUCGUUCCAAAGCUCAAAUGUGCCUUGAAAAGAUUCUACUCAUAAUUUCGUCUUUCCCUCCUGAUUCAACCUCCUCAAAGCAACCAACUUCGACUGCUCAACUCCAAGAAUCAGAUGAUUCUAUGACAAACGAAAACAGGGCUUUGCUUUGUGUGAAUAAAGGGUUUGAUAUGGACUUGAAAAAUAGCUUAGAUCCACCAUCAGAGAUACGGGAAUCGAAGUCCGCCGCCGGAGAUGAAAGGCUGGUCAGUGGCUGUAGCGCCGUCGCAGAGGGUUGGGUAAGUGAUUUUCCGGCCGUAAGUAGUGGUGUUUUGAGGAUUGAUAAGAUCUUAGAAGGUGAAUGUGCUGAAAUGACGGCGGAGAAGAAGUACGGAAGCGAUUCAUCAGCUAUAGAUGCAAAUGAGGAAGAAGAAGAAGAACCGGCAAUAGUUGCAGAGAAAGCCAUUGGGGUUUCAUCGCAAGUUCAAACCUUGGAGAGUGACGACGAUGGAGAUUCUGAAAAAACUAACGGCGAAGAACAAAGCAACAUCGAACAAGCUAAAAAUGAAGAAAUCAAUGGCGAUGGAUUUCUAGGCUUGUUAAUCGAAGCCGCAGAGUUGAUUUUCGGCGAGUUCAGAGAUGAUGAAUCGGAGGUUCACAAUCACAAAUCCACCGGAACAGAAACGGCCGUGAAAAAAAUUAACGCGAAGCGGCCGGAGCCGAACCAUUUUCCGGCUUACGGGGAUUUCGAGGACAUCUCGCCGGUGGUCCGAUCAAAGCGGGGACGUAGUCAGGUUCUGCCGUACAAGUACAGAGACUCCGUUCUCGAGCCAUUAACACCAUUGUCGCGACACAGAUCAAACAUGGUUCCGACGAAAAGAAGAUCAAGAUGAAGACAUAUAGAUACAACAAAUAUUUAGUAUCACUUUUUGCAGGCUCAG